GUAACAAAACCAUAUUUAAAGUUAAGUGCAAUAUUAAAAAUUGCAAAACUUCUAAAAUAAGAAGUGACAAGAUACAUGAACAUUAUAAACAUAAACAUCCUCAUGUCAAGCCAGCUGAUAUGAAAUUUACAAAGGUAGCCAUCAAAAGAGAUAAUAAUAAUUGGGUAUCUUUAAAUUGUGAUAUUCCAUAUAAUAUCACAAAUGGAGUUGAAACCCAGUUGCAAAAAAAGACAAUAACAUCUUACUUCCAAAAAAAAAUCUCAGUUAUUGAAGAUUCACAAAUUGUAUUAUCUCCUCAUCCAAUCCCCAGUUCCAGUGAGGUGUUUACUUUGUAUGAUGAGCAAAUCUCCAAUAUUGAAGAUUCACAAAUUGUAUUAUCUUCUCAUCCAAUCCCCAGUUCCAGUGAGGCGCUUACUUUGCAUGAUGAGCAAAUCUCCAAUAUUGAAGAUUCACAAAUUGUAUUAUCUCCUCAUCCAAUUCCCGGUUCUAGUUAGGCACUUACUUUGCAUGAGG
This is a messenger RNA of Gordionus sp. m RMFG-2023, 513 nucleotides long. RefSeq lists its product as uncharacterized. The record is from RefSeq and is a predicted model, not a curated record. Lineage: Eukaryota; Metazoa; Nematomorpha; Gordioida; Chordodea; Parachordodidae. The transcript is spliced from 4 exons. The coding region runs from base 120 to 494 and encodes 124 amino acids.